Molecule: messenger RNA, 1534 nt
Organism: Condylura cristata (star-nosed mole)
Lineage: Eukaryota; Metazoa; Chordata; Mammalia; Eulipotyphla; Talpidae
Gene: DOHH
Product: deoxyhypusine hydroxylase/monooxygenase
Exons: 6
Coding region: 383-1327 (314 amino acids)
Biological process (GO): peptidyl-hypusine biosynthetic process
Molecular function (GO): deoxyhypusine monooxygenase activity
Source: RefSeq, a predicted model, not a curated record
GGCCGGUCACGUGGGCGGGAAGAUGGCUGCUCUCGUGGCGCAAGGCGAGCGUGUCGGCCUGGGGGGCUGUGGGGCCCGCGGCGAAGGUCCCGAGGCGUCGACUUUGUGAGUUUCAGCGAGCUCUUGGAGAGGCGUCGUCGGGCGGCGCAUCCUGCGAGAAUCCCUGAGAGAUCCCGCGUCGGAGCGACUCCUUCUUUGGAGGAAGUCUAGUUGGCAGACCUUCUUGCAGAUUUCUUUAGGGAGGUCUGUAGUAGGGGGGUCAAAUUUCGAGGAUCCAGGCCACCUCCUCUUCGAUCCCUAACUCAUUUGGGGUCUUGUGCUCUCAAGUCCCAGGUAGCCGGGCGGCCUACCGGCACACCAGCCGUCAGAGGAGGCGGGCACCAUGGUGACAGAGCAGGAGGUGGAGGCGAUCGGGCGGACCCUGGUGGACCCCCAGCAGCCCCUGCAGGCCCGCUUCCGAGCUCUCUUCACCUUGCGAGGGCUGGGUGGCCCGAGCGCCAUCGCUUGGAUCAGCCGGGCCUUCUGUGAUGACUCUGCCCUGCUCAAACACGAGCUGGCCUACUGCCUGGGCCAGAUGCAGGACGUGCAGGCUAUCCCCGUGCUGGUGGAGGUGCUGCGUGACACCCAGCAGGAGCCCAUGGUGCGCCACGAGGCAGGGGAGGCCCUGGGGGCCAUUGGGGACCCGGAAGUCCUGGAGGUCCUGAAGCAGUACUCCACUGACCCUGUCGUCGAGGUGGCCGAGACGUGCCAGCUGGCUGUCCGGCGCCUGGAGUGGCUGCAGCAGCGGGGCGGGAAGCCCGCGCCCGCCGGGCCCUACCUCUCAGUGGACCCCGCCCCGCCGGCGGAGGAGCGAGACGUGCGGCAGCUGCGAGAGGUGCUGCUGGACGAGACCCGGCCGCUCUUCGAGCGGUACCGGGCCAUGUUUGCCCUGCGUGACGCCGGGGGCGAGGAGGCCGCUCUGGCGCUGGCAGAGGGCCUCCGCUGUGGCAGCGCCCUCUUCCGCCACGAGAUCGGCUACGUCCUGGGCCAACUGCAGCACGAAGCGGCCGUGCCCCAGCUGACAGCGGCCCUGGCCCAGCCAGCAGAGAACCCCAUGGUGCGGCACGAGUGCGCGGAGGCCCUGGGAGCCAUCGCCCGGCCGGCCUGCCUGGCCGCGCUGCGGGCCCACGUGGCCGACCCCGAACGCGUGGUGCGAGAGAGCUGCGUGGUGGCCUUGGACAUGUACGAGCACGAAAACGGGCCGGACUUCCAGUACGCCGACGGGCUGGAGCGGGCGCGGCCACCCCCGCCGCCCGGGGCCCUGGCCUCUCGGGGCUCUGGCGCGUAGCCGAGCUCGCCGAACUGAGGUUGCGGGUGUCAGGGCCCAGAGUCCCGGCAGCGCCCGGCCACAGGAAAGGCGCGGUGGGGAUCCCUCAACCCAUCGGGCCUGCGUGGGCUGGCGUGCCAGGGGCGUCGCUGGGGCUGGCGAGGGGCUCGGGGUGUGGCGAGGCCUCCGGGCACUCCCCAAGUAGAAUAUUAAAUUAUUUUUGCCAAG